UAAAUGACAGGAAGUUUGAAAAUAAAACGUUUUAAAAAGUUUUAAAAUAGACUUUGAGUAGAUAUCGUUGAAAUCCAUCCAUGUUGUCUCAGACAGAGAUCGUAGACGUCUUGUUAGCUUCACUUGACUGGAAUGGAUUCUAUCAGAAAAGUAGAUGUGCAGUAUGUCUGAUGUCCGUCAUUGUCUUCGUACUACAUCUCAUGUCAGUUGUGUUUCUAGGAAAGUCCGUAAAACAUCAAUGCAGAUUACCAGUUAGUUUGAACGUCACUAUUGAUGACGUUAUACAUGACGUCUGGACUGCUGACAACGUCUCUCUCUACAAUGUGACGCUAGGUGAAUGCACGGUGGAGAUAAACAACGGUAGUCACGUGAUUUUUACAAGCCACUGCGUUGAGGGAUACACUUAUAAUGAUGACGAUCAAUCGUCUUUUGCGACUGAGUGGGAUCUAGUCUGCAAUGAUCAGUAUUUGUCCGAUGUUUCUCAAAUUGUCUACGUUGGAGGUCAAAUGUUCGGCUCUUUGUUUUUCACACGUUUUGCAGACACCCAUGGAAGAAAAAAAGUUUUGACCGUGACCAGUUUAUUGUUCCAAGUCUGUACUUUGGCUUGUUCCUUUCCCCCAAACUUCCCAGUUUAUCUAGUUUUAAAGUUUGCUUGCGGAGCUGUCAUUGCUUGCUCCUAUCAAGUCUCUGUUAUCCUGAUGCUUGAACUUCUACCAAAAGAACGCAGAGCCAUUGUUGAACAACUGAAAACAUUCUUGUGGUCGACAUCCCUGCUGUUUCUCUGUUUCAUUGCCUACGUGACCAGGCAGCUCAGUUGGCAUUAUACUCAGCUCACCUUGUCUCUGAUCUCUCUCUACGUUGUCGUACUGUGGUGGGUAACAGAUGAAUCAUUGCCUUGGUUGUUCGCUGCCAACAAGUUAAAAGAAGCUGAAGUUUUACUGCAGAAAAUCGCCAGAAUCAAUAAGGUCAACUAUGAAAACGUUUCGAAUAUUCUAAAGAACAACUUUGUCCAAUUUGAAAGUUAUGCUAGCCCUGAUACUCAGUUGUCAGGUGCUGGUCAAAGUGGUGAUGGUACGAAGAAGGCAAAGCAAGAAGAUCAUGUGAUGGUUUUCUUGAAAAACAGACAUUUGCUGAAAUUGACUUUGAUCUCAAGCUUUCUAAGCUUUACGGUAACUAUGGUCUACGAAGGUCUCCUGAUGAUGUCACCCAAUUUAAGGGAAGAUUUUUACCUUGGAUUUGUUCUGGGCGUUGUAACGGAGUUUCCGGCAACUGUUUUAUUUUCUUUUUUAAUAAACAGGAUAGGAAGAAAGAAAUGUAUUUACAUUUUUCAAAUCCUUGCGGGAGUCUUGUUAUUGUUAUCAACAGUUCUCUCGAACACCCCAUUGUCUGAUAACAUCCCUGGUCGCUACUGGGUUUCUCUUGUUACAUCUUUGAUUGGAAGAUUGGCUUUCUCUGUCAGUUACUCAUCUGUUGUUUUGUAUGUUACAGAACUAUUUCCAACGUCGGUGAGGAAUACAGGCUGUGGAAUAGCUGGUGUUGGAACUUAUUUUGGCUCAAUGAUAGCACCCUACGCUAGAUCACUGAGCAGACGUCUCCCAUUGGUCCCAACCACGAUCAUCGGUCUGUUGUGUCUUGUUGUGCCUUUCACUAUACUGAAUCUCCCAGAAACCAAUGGGAGAGAACUAGCCCACACACUGGAAGACUUGGAGAGAGUCAUGACAGUAAAGGCAACUAGACCUAAACCUUUCUGUAGACGACUGUUACCGUGUUGGUAUUCCAAGCACGCUGUGGUUAACAAUACACACAAUGAGGUCUCUGUUCAUGUCGUUCAUAUCGAAUCAUCAACAAGUUGUAUUUUUCAAACCAGUCAUAAGUUUAUAAAUACUGAGUCAUCAUCAAGUUGUACUUUUUCAAACCCAUCAUAAGUUUAUAAAUACUGAGUCAUCAUAAAGAUGUACUUUUUCAAACCAGUCAUAAGUUUAUAAAUACUGAGUCAUCAUCAAGUUGUAUUUUUCAAACCCAUCAUAAGUUUAUAAAUACUGAGUCAUCAUCAAGUUGUAUUUUUCAAACCCAUCAUAAGUUUAUAAAUACUGAGUCAUCAUCAAGUUGUAUUUUUCAAACCAGUCAUAAGUUUAUAAAUACUGAGUCAUCAUCAAGUUGUAUUUUUCAAACCCAUCAUAAGUUUAUAAAUACUGUGUCAUCAUCAAGUGGUACUUUUUCAAACCCAUCAUAAGUUUAUAAAUACUGAGUCAUCAUAAAGAUGUACUUUUUCAAAUCUAUCAUAAGUUUAUAAAUACUGAGUCAUCAUCAAGUGGUACUUUUUCAAACCAAUCAUAAGUUUCUAAAUAUUGAGUCAUCAUAAAAUAGUACUGUCUCAACCCAGUUGUAAGUCAGCAUAAAACAAAUCUUUUUUAUAAUUACUAGGUUAGGAAUGCCAGACGUUCCUUAAAUGGGAGAUAUAAAACUUCUCUUUGUGGAUGUGUUCAAUGUGCGAAAUGCACUGGCCUAAAGUGCGCAACGAUUUUAUAGUUAUUUGCUUCAAUUAUUCGUUUUUUAGAUUUAGUUUCAACUAAAAAAAAACAAAAACGGACUCAUACAUAGUCUAAAGUGAUUUUAUUUUUUGACAACCUGGUUUAUAUACAUAUUUUUAUUAUAUAUUUUCCGCCUGACUACAAAAUCAAUAUCUACCAGGCAGUGGUUCUCUCAACCCUUAUAUAUGGAUCUGAAACAUGGACACUCUACAGAAAUCAAUUAAGACUACUUGAGCACUUUCACCAAAGAUGCUUGCGCUCCAUCAUGGACGUACGGUGUCAAGACCGCGCUACAAACAGCGAUGUCCUUACGAACGCCGGUAUGGACAGUAAAGAAUGACUUCUUAUGGUCCCACAGCCAUGCUGGGCAGGGCACGUAUCCUGUAUGGAAGACGAACGUAUGCCAAAAGCAGUCUUUUUUUAUGAGCUAAAACUUAGUAUACGUAACAUAGGAACCCCACAGAAAUGUUUCAAAGACCAGCUUAGGCGCCAACUUGCCCUGGCUAACAUGGAGGAGAGCACCUGGUUGAGUGCGGCCUCAGAACGAGACAGCUGGAGGUCAGUCACAAAGACCGGGGGAUACACAUUUGAGACCAAAAGAAAAUCCGCUGCUGAGGACAGACGCAGAAGGCGAAAAGAAAAUCUAAAACGACAACCUGCUUGCCCUGGAUGUGGCAAAAUAUGUAGGUCACAGUUGGGGCUGCGCAGCCACGGAAAAUACUACAAUCCUCACUACUCUUAGGACUCGAAGACAAGCUUUAUUUCUUAAAUAUUUUAAGACUUUUCAAAAUAAGCAUGUUUAUUAGAGCUCUUUAAGAUCUGCAGAUUUUUUGCUGUAGUGUUUCGAGAGGGGGGGGGUCAUGGUGCCUAAGGGAUAAGGGCUUUGUUUCUGAACCUGGGGUCCUUGGGUUCGAAUCUCGGUAAAGACUGGGAUUUUGAAUCUCGGGAUUUUUAGGGCGCCCCUGAGUGCAUCCAUCUCUAAUGUGUACCUGAAUUUAGUUGGGGAAAGUAAAGGCUGUUGGUCGUUGUGCUGGCCACAUGACACCCUGAUCGUUAACCAUUGGCCGAAGAAAUAAAUGACCUUAACAUCGUCUGCCUUAUAGACCGCAUGGCCUGAAAGGAAAACUUUACUUUUUACAUUCUAGUAUUCCAGGACAUAAUGCUACAAAGUGUUUUCUCUUAAAUGAACAAAAAGAUCAUUACAGUAUAAUGGUAUUAAUUUUUUUUCUAUUUUAAUGAUAGUCCUUUAGAUGAGCAAAAUGCUUCUGAACUCUUGAAUAAAUGCGGAAAUAUCCAAAGACAUAAAGUCGGCUCAAAAUACAUUUGUUCUAGUUCUCUAGCCAAAUUUAAUUGUAUUUCUUUUUAUAGUUCCUUUUUUAUUUAAAUCUUAGAUUCAUUCGUUCUUUUUAGUAAAAUAAUCGCUCCAUGUUUUGUAUAAAGAAGGUAUUAUCUUCAAAAGGAAGUAUUUUGUAAUAUUAUUCUUGUUUCCACUUGUUUCCAUCUGUUUUUGUCCAUGAAUGUGCAACAUGAAUAGAGUUAGUAUGAAAACUUUCUUUUUUCAAUUUA
Molecule: messenger RNA, 4097 nt
Organism: Biomphalaria glabrata
Lineage: Eukaryota; Metazoa; Mollusca; Gastropoda; Planorbidae
Product: organic cation/carnitine transporter 2-like
Exons: 12
Coding region: 81-1925 (614 amino acids)
Biological process (GO): transmembrane transport
Cellular component (GO): membrane
Molecular function (GO): transmembrane transporter activity
Source: RefSeq, a predicted model, not a curated record